CGGGCGGGACGGGAGCUGGGAGCGGAGCUGUGCGAGGUGGCAGCCGGAGCGGUAUGGACGGGUGAGGUCGCGCACGCCAUGUCUCCCACCGUGUCUCACAAGGACAGCAGCCGGCAGCGCCGGCCCGGCGGCUACCACGGCGCGCUCGAGCUGGGCGCCACGUCGCCGGCGAUCGACGGGGACGACGCCGCGGUCCGGCUCGGGCACGGAGACACGGAGGCGCUGCUGCCGGGCCCGCCGCCGCCGCCGCUCGGCCCCCCUCGGGGCUGCCGGGGGGAGCUGGGCAAUGUGCUGCUGCUGUUGUUCCUGUACGUGCUGCAGGGCAUCCCGCUGGGCCUGGCGGGCAGCGUCCCGCUCAUCCUGCAGAGCAAGAGCGUCAGCUACACGGACCAGGCCUUCUUCAGCUUCGUCUUCUGGCCCUUCAGCCUCAAGCUGCUGUGGGCGCCGCUGGUGGAUGCUGUCUACUUCAAGCGCUUCGGGCGCCGCAAGUCGUGGCUCGUGCCCACACAAUACUUCCUGGGGCUCUUCAUGCUGGGCUUGUCCACGCAGGUGGACUCGCUCCUGGGGGACGGGGAGGGCCAUGGCCCCGACGUGCUGGCCCUCACCGCCACCUUCUUCUUGUUCGAGUUCCUGGCUGCCACACAGGACAUUGCCGUGGACGGCUGGGCCCUGACGAUGCUGUCACGGGAGAACGUGGGCUACGCGUCCACGUGCAACUCUGUGGGCCAGACGGCGGGCUACUUCCUGGGGAACGUCUUGUUUCUGGCCCUCGAAUCCGCCUCCUUCUGUAACAAAUAUCUGCGCUUUGAACCUCAGCCCAAGGGAAUUGUCACCCUUUCAGAUUUCCUGUUUUUCUGGGGUGCCAUCUUCUUAAUAACUACUACGUUAGUUGCCCUUCUGAAAAAGGAAAACAAGGAAGUAACACCAUCAAAAGAAGAAACAAAAGGCAUCACUGAUACAUAUAAACUGCUUUUUUCAAUAGUCAGAAUGCCAGCAGUUUUCACUUUCUGUGUUCUGAUUCUAACAGCAAAAGUGGGGUUUUCAGCAGCAGAUGCAGUAACAGGUUUAAAAUUGGUGGAAGAGGGAGUACCUAAAGAACACUUAGCUUUGUUGGCAGUUCCAAUGGUACCUUUACAGAUAAUACUGCCUCUGAUUAUCAGCAGGUACACAGCAGGUCCGAAGCCACUGAACACAUUUUACAAAGCUAUGCCUUUCAGGUUAUUGCUUGGCUUGGAAUUUGCUUUUUUGGUUUGGUGGACUCCUAAAGUGAAACAUGAAGGGGGAUUUCCAACUUACUACUACAUUGUGGUAUUGCUGAGCUAUGCUUUACAUCAGGUUACAUUGUACAGCAUGUAUGUUGCUAUUAUGGCUUUCAAUGCCAAAGUUAGUGAUCCACUGAUUGGAGGAACAUAUAUGACACUCCUCAAUACUGUAUCGAAUCUAGGAGGAAACUGGCCUGCCACUGUAGCUCUUUGGCUUGUGGACCCACUUACAAUGAAAGAGUGUGUAGGAGCCCAGGAACAGAACUGUAGAACCACAAUUGCUGCUGAACUUUGUGCAAAAGAAGGUGGCUCUUGCUUGACUACUCUAGAUGGUUACUACGUAGAAUCCAUUAUCUGCGUUGUUCUAGGAUUUGGCUGGUGGUUCCUGCUUGGACCAAAGCUCAAAAGGCUGCAGGAUGAAGGACCAUCUUCGUGGAAAUGCAAAAGGAAUAAUUGAUGUAAUUCAACUAUUGGAUGGACUAGUGAAAUUGUUAUAGCUCAAUUUUACUUCAAAGACACAUACUAUAAUCAAUAGGACUAUAAAUAUAUUUAAACAUGCCAAAUGGCUGAGAAACUAAGACAGCUAAGAAAGUGAUGAUAUCACUUGCCUUCCCUUUAUGAAAAUCUAGUUAAGUUCUAAAAAGGUAGUUUGUAAAAAGGCAGCUUUAUACUUCAUCUUUAUGUGGUCUAGCUUCAGAGUCCUGGCUGCUGGUAGAAGCAACACUUAAAUUACAGUGCAGUAGCUAUGGAAAAGCAAAUUGUGCCACAUCCAUAUUGAAAGCAGCAUUGUCAGCUCAGUUCUGACUUUUCUUGUUGUUUUCAAGCAGACACCAUCUGGCAUGAUCAACAGGUUGACUUGGUAAUACUGUCAUUUAAAGGAGUCUUGAUUUGAUCUAAAAUUUGAGUAAGUAUUUAAAACUAAAACAUAACAAAAUGGAAAUUCAUUUGAGGGAAGAGAUACAUGGACCAUCUUUAUAACAUUUAUCAUUUGCUUUCCUGACCGUAACAGCACAUCAAAGGAUGUAAUAUUUUAAAGAGUCUUUUAAAUGCAUUUCCUGGCUUUUAUAAGCUUUAAAGGCUUAUAAAAUAUGGGGGGUUUUGUUUGUUUUAAAUAAUGAUGAGGUUUUUUUAAUUUGUCUCUUUAUUUCAAGUAUUUUGUUUUAUUACUUGAAACAGUUUUUUUGCAGAAAACUUGAUAUGAGGUGGGAUCUUUGUUGAGUUAUACAAUAAUCUAAGCCUUGAAUGCUGAAGGAUCAGAUAGAGUAGUGUAGCAGUUGUUGAAUUGAUAGCAGGGCUUCAAAAAAAUGCAUAAUCCUUGCUGUAUUCAGUUUGCAUCUGGGAGGGAGUGGAAUGAUUAGUAACAUAGUUCUUUUGUUACAUAAAUUUGAUCAUAUUGAUUAAAAUGAGUGAGAAGUUGCAAACGUUUAUGUAUUCCAAAGAGAGCAAAAGAUGUUCAGUGCCUUUGAAAGAAGGGGUGGAUGGUGAUGAUAAUAUUUUGUGUUAGUUCUGAGCAUGUUAACAUGCUGUGUUGUACCUUGUUUGCUGCAGUUAGUUAUUUUGCGUACAACAGUUGCUACAGAAACUCAUAAACUGGUUCUUUAUCAUUGAAACUUGCUUGCUGUAUUUAUCAUGAGAUGAAUUCACCUCUUGAGUGCCUUAGUGAUGUAUGGCAUGCUGUAUAUCAGCUGAAAAGGCACUUGUAUAUUUUGGUUGGAUGUAUACUAUACAUCAUUACUACUUCAUAAAGAUAGUUAAAAAAUAAAACCUUUAAAAGGUAUGAAAAGUUAAUAUUGGAUUCCUUAUAAUUCCACUUGCCUACAAAAUAUCAAGGGUAUUCCACCUUAAGUUUUGUGCUUUAAAUAUUUUUAAAGGAUACAGCUUUUUUGCUGAAUUAUUAACAUUAAAUUAUUGAUUCUAAUUGAAUCUGGAUUAUAUUACAUGUAGAUUUUUUUAUAGUCUAUGGAGUAAAAAGAUUUGGGGAACAAGUUUGGCAGAGAAACUUUGAGAGAACACAUCAGUCCCAAAGAUUGCUCUUCUAGCUCUCCCCCCCACCUAAAAAAAGUUUGCAUCGGACUGGAUGCCACUGAGUGGAUUAGAUUUGUCAUCUGAGCACAUGGUAACCCAGAGCUGAGAUAUGGGUAGAGUUCUGAAUUCCAGUUGCUUCUUGCUGAAAUGUAUUGAUCCAAUGUAGUAAUAGCACACUUUCUGUAUCUUUUAAGCUUUUUUAAGAUAUCAGAAUAGGAAAACCAAGCCAACCCACUUGAAUAUAAAAGCACAGGUUUCAUGUAAAGUAUUCCAAUUUUUCCAAAGUUAAGAUAAAGCUUAGUUAUUUGAACUAAAUUCAAUCCUGUCCACUAAACAAAUGAGAAUAGAACACUGCAGGGCUUUUGUAAUAUGUGGAUACAGUUGUUAGUUAUGGACAGAAGAUUUCUACUGGCAUUACUGUGCGUUUCAUAUUUGAGUUCCAAGUACCUCUAACAAUGUACCAUUAUGAUCCAUUUACUUAAUAUAGUUGUAUUAACCAUACAUAGACAAUUUUCUGUUUGCUUUUAGAAAAAAAUGUGAAUGUCCUCAGUCUCUGGUGUGCUUGAAAGCAGCUGCUGAGGAUGAACUGGGAGCAGCCUACCUGCAUACAUCUAGGUUUAGAGUACAUCUAUAGGUGUGGUUAGAUAAGUGGUACUUGGGUAUAUGUCAAUAGUGGGGUAUGGACAAGCUCAUAUAUGUUAAAUACACAGACGUGUAAUGGUUGACCUUCAUUUUGCGAUUUUGUAUUACACUUUCUAUCAUGUGCCAAGGUGACUUAAUUAAAAAUGUCAUUUGAAUUAGUUGAUACAUCAGAUCAGCUUUUUAAAUAUUUUUCAAAAUAAAAAUUAAAACAAAAAUCAAUAGCAAAAAAUGUAAUGUAUUUAUUUUUUCUUAUGUAAGAAAGAAUAACUUGUCCUCCUUCAGUGGAGGUUUCGUUCUUUUAGUUAUCUACCAGUGCUGUUGUGUUGUCACAUAUUUAAGUUGGAAAUGUUCCAAAUAUGUCAAUUAAGUGGCAGAUUGUUAACUAGUCUUAAUAGGACACUUUUCUUUCUCAAAACCACUAAAAGCUAUGAUUACAGUUCUGCCCAGAUUUCAAUUUGCAUGAUAGAAAAUGGGAAAUAUGGGAAGUGAAGCAUAUUUUAUUUGGGUAAUAUGUGUCUCAAUUGUUGCAGAUAUUUUUAUGGCACCAAAUAGAUAGCUUCUUCCCAUAAUAUCCAGGGAACAGAAUAUUUCAGUAGAUAGAUCUGUCUGUAGUCUGGAUCUAAUUUUAGCUGGUAGAGACCAGAAGUUGUUAUCCUUUGCCAUCCAUAAUAUAAUUCUCUAUGGUUUUCAAAAUAAGGUGUAGAGAAAAUGGGACUACUGGUAGGUAAGUGCUGCUGUUUCACUUACAAAAUUGGCGCUUGUAGCAGUUUUAGCUAAGAAUUCAACAUAUAAAAGGCCACAUAAACUUAAACGUAUUUGUUUCAGUGCAUCCUUUCUAGAAGAAAGUCGGAAGGGUACAUGGGCUUACUGGCUGGACAGCGUGAGAACAUUUUAGUAUCUGUUACAGGUUUGGUUUUGUUUUUACCCAUCAUGCACUUUUUUCAUGUUAGGUUAAGUUGCACCUUUUUGUAUCUUGUUGCUUCAAAAUAUUUUUUAAUUAGCACUCAAGCAGAUCAAGCUAGUCACCUUUGUGAUUUUUGCAAGCUUAUGGAAAACUAAGUAUUAUUGAGUUCCACUGUAGUUUCACAGUUUAUCCACAUCAAGCUUGUGGGAACUGAGAUUAUACAGCAUCUUGCAGGAUGGAAACCCUUGUUUAGUGAACUAAGCUAUCACUUUUGCAUCCCAAAUUGUGGAAAAGAGGGUGCUAAACUCUAAAUACUAUUCCGACAUAAGUCAGUACCUUAAUUCUUUCAAUGAAAAUUAGGUGUAUGUUACUGAUCACAAUCUUCAGUAUAAGUUAACUGAAAUGGUAUCAAAUAUUCAAACUUCAAUAUUAAAGUAGAAAAUGUUCCAGUAGAACAUUAUCCAUUUGAAAUUGCUAUGAUAAUAUACCAUUAUGUCUAGUUCAUCUUACUGACUUAAGGCUGAGAUUUAUUGCUCAUCAUUUGUUUGAACUUCUAACGUUUUUAAAUGUUCUUGAUGCAAGAGUGCUCUUUGCUUUGGCUUACAAGUUCAUGACUGAACUCUUGUUCUGUGUCUGAAAUGUUAAGUCAUGAUUAUAUUGUUGGUACCUUAAUGUACUACUUAUUCCUAAGAGGUCACAAUUGGAGACACUAAAGUGGAUUCAACUAUCAGCAUGUUAUAAAGUUACUUUGGCAUUGUUUACACAUUACUUAAUGAGUGCCAGUAGAAUGUACCCCAUAAGUGGACUACUUAAAAUUCAUCCCUGGGAUGAAACGGUUUCAGCAGUUGGUUGUUUUCUAGGGCAUCAUUAAUUUAUUAUGGGAUUUCAGUUGUUUUUAAUCACUUUAGGAGACAAUAAAUCAUGAUGCAAUAUAAAAAAAUCAGCUAUAUCAAGUAUUCUGGAGAUGUAGGUUAACUGGGGAAUUUAUUUUAUAUAGUGUGCUUAAGAGCUGAAAAAGCGGCUUGCUAUUUUAAAAUACUGUGAUUUACUUCAAAGUUUUAAUUUGUGCUAAAUGGGAACAAAACAUGGUGGAACAGUAACUUAUGGUCAGACCGUUUACAAUGGUCUGAUUUUAAAUCGUAGAACUUGACGUUUUCAUUUCUAAAAAUGUUUUAAAUACUCUUUUUGUGUUACAGGGUGUUUGUACCUGUCCCAUGGACUUCGUUUUAAAAUGUUUGUUGUAAGAGUGUAGCGUUCAUUGAUUGACUAGCUGUCCAGUUAUUAAAAUCCUGAGUGUAUGGAAUCAUUUGGGAGGUCCGACUAAUGUGGUGAUGCAAUUUAUUUAUUUUUAUUCUGUGGAUUUCUGUUUCUUAUGUGGUGAAAGCACUUCAGGUUCUUUGAUUUUUCAAAUAAAAGAUAAUGACUAAUGAA
Messenger RNA from Alligator mississippiensis (American alligator), 6264 nucleotides. It is a transcript of the gene SLC33A1, whose product is annotated as solute carrier family 33 member 1. Bases 79 to 1719 code for a protein of 546 amino acids. Gene Ontology annotation, cellular component: membrane. The record is from RefSeq and is a predicted model, not a curated record. The transcript is spliced from 6 exons. Gene Ontology annotation, molecular function: acetyl-CoA transmembrane transporter activity. NCBI's taxonomy places the organism in Eukaryota, Metazoa, Chordata, Crocodylia, Alligatoridae.